AUGGGGUCAUCCAGCGUAGCUGAAGAUUUUCUUCCUCCGCGGGCUCCGUCCAGUGCCACUAUUCGACGGAUCAAUUUUCUCGAGACAGACCCGCCUAUCCCCAAAUACAAGGAUUACAAUGCUGCCGUUAUCGACAACGUGCUGACGGAAGAAGAAUGCAAAGAGUUGCUUCGCAUGGCAGAAGCUACAACUGUCAAGGACUCUUCUAGCUCUCCAACAUGGGAACGCGCGAUGAUCAACGUCGGAGGCGGGAAACAGGUACUCGCUACUGACCAUCGAAACUGCGGAAGAAUCAUACUGGAUUCCCCCGAGCUGGCGGACAAGCUGCUCGCUCGCCUGGUGCCAUUCCUCAAAGAAUUGGGGGCUGAUCAUAUCAGCAAUCAGCCGCAUGUGACCGGUCUCGCAGGACGAGGCAGGGCAUACCAACUCUCUCGGCUGAAUGAGAAACUGCGGUUCCUGAAAUACGAGGGUGGUGAAUACUUCCGACCUCAUUGGGAUGGACACUACAUCACACCGGAUAAGCACGAGAAGUCCUGGUAUACUGUGCAGCUGUAUCUGAACGGCGACGGAGAGCAGGAUCUGGAGGAGUUGCUACAGGCUAGUAAGAAGGCGGAGGCGGAACCUCAGGGCAGCUCCAAUAUGGAUCUAUCGGGCAAGCUCUUAGGAGGAACAACAACCUUCACCCCAAGAUAUGAGGAGCAAGAUGGCAAAGUCCGAGUAUUUCCUAAGACAGGGAGCAUUCGCAUAUCGAUCUCGCAUCUCCCCGAGCCUCUCACCAUCACGAGAAGAAAUUUGAGCUCGACAGCGAGCCGGAAGACAGAAGAAAAGGCAGAGACAAAGCAUCAAGCUACGGCUCGUCCAUCGCAUCCGCAGUCAUUGACCAUUGAAGGCAAGGCCUACCGUACAGACCAAUGGACCAACACCCCAGACACGAUACUGUCCCACGUCGGACGUCGGCUGUACCUCGACGAGAACCACCCUCUCGCGAUCACGCGCAAACUGAUCGAAAGCCAGUUCCCCGGCCCGGUAUACGGUAACUACUCCGAGAAGAACCCCGUCGUGUCUGUCGCGCAGAACUUCGAUGUCCUUGGGUUCGCGCCGGACCACCCGGGCCGCAGCCGGACGGACACAUACUACAUCAACGACAAGACGGUGCUCCGGACACACACCAGCGCCCACCAACAGGCAUACUUUCAACAGAUCAACCGCAACGAGGCCACCCGCCCGGAGGAGGUAGGGUAUACGGUGGUCGCGGACGUGUACCGGCGCGAUGCAAUCGACCGCAGCCACUACCCCGUCUUCCACCAGAUGGAGGGCGCCAUGCUCUGGAAGCGCCCGGACACAGACCCGCUCAAGCACGCUGCCCACACCGCAGCAGCCAUCAUGCAAGACGUGAACCGCAUCCCCGCGCACGGCGUCCCCGUCGAGGACCCCAACCCGACGAUCCACGCCGAGCGCAACCCGCUCCAGGCCGAGCACCAUACCGCCGAGGAAGUCGAGGCCGUCGCGGCGCACCUCAAGCGCUCGCUCGAACGCAUGGUCAUCAAGAUCUUCACGGAGGCCCGCAAGGCCACCGCCGCCGCGGGUGGCGGCGCAGGCGCAGGCGCAGACGCAGAAGCCGAGCCUCUCAAGGUCCGCUGGGUGGAGGCCUACUUCCCCUUCACCAGCCCGUCCUGGGAACUCGAAGUCUUCUGGCAAGGCGACUGGCUCGAGAUCCUGGGCUGCGGGGUCAUCAAGCAAGACCUGCUCAUCAACUCGGACGUGCCGAACCGCAUCGGCUGGGCGUUCGGGCUGGGCCUCGAGCGCAUCGCCAUGCUCCUCUUCAACAUCCCCGAUAUCCGGCUGUUCUGGUCCCGCGACGAGCGCUUCCUCUCGCAGUUCAAGGCCGGCCAGAUCACCCGCUUUGAGCCUUUCUCCAAGCAUCCCGCCUGCUACAAGGAUGUGGCUUUCUGGCUGCCGUCUGCAGCUGUGAGCGGGGGCAGUGCGGCGGGUGGUGCCGUGCCCAUCCAUGAGAACGAUAUCAUGGAGAUCGUCCGUGGCGUGGCGGGGGAUCUCGUCGAAGACGUACGACUCAUCGAUGAGUUCAGCCAUCCCAAGACGGGCAGGAAGAGCAUGUGCUACCGGAUUAACUACAGGAGUCUGGAGCGCACGCUGACGAACGAAGAGACUAAUGGGCUUCAUGAGAAGCUGCGCGAAAAACUCGUUGGCCAGUUGGGUGUUGAGUUGCGGUAG
Molecule: messenger RNA, 2232 nt
Organism: Aspergillus thermomutatus
Lineage: Eukaryota; Fungi; Ascomycota; Eurotiomycetes; Eurotiales; Aspergillaceae
Exons: 2
Coding region: 1-2232 (743 amino acids)
Biological process (GO): phenylalanyl-tRNA aminoacylation
Cellular component (GO): mitochondrion; cytoplasm
Molecular function (GO): ATP binding; tRNA binding; phenylalanine-tRNA ligase activity
Source: RefSeq, a predicted model, not a curated record